CGGACGUGGGACACUUUCUUAGCGUCCCACAUCGUGUCAAAAAAGCGAGUCAAGGAUUCACCGGAGAGCAAGAAAAGGAAAAGGGAUGAUUCUGAGGCUGAAGGAAAACCCGGGAGAAAGCGAACGUGGGACACUUUUGUAGCCUCAGGAUUAAGCGUGAAAUCCAGCUGUGAAAAGAUGGAGGUCUGCCUGGAUCAGAGUGAGGGCUUUGACGGGGGUCAGAUGAACCUGUCGCCCUCCACCAGCGGAGCAGAGGGCCCCCCCGCCUGGUUCAGGACCCAAGAACACCCCCUCAUCCUGGGCAUCUCGUCCCAGGUAUCGGACAGCCUCUCCAUAAACGAUGAAGAGAGUCAACAACAACAACAACAACAACAACAACAACAACAACAACCCCCUCCUCAAUCGCCUGUUGCUGUAAAGCCUGUGUCCCCGCCGCUGCAAGUUAGCACUGCGCCUCCACCCUGCCAACAAGAGAGAACCGGGAGGAAGGCGCUGAGGAAAUCAUCGAGGAGAAAACCCCGCGGUGACGACAGCAGCCCGGAGAGAGACAGACCAUCGAGCAAGAGCAGGAACACAGAAAUCAUCCAGACAUCAAAAAAGACUACGAUCCGUGUGGCCGAAAUAAAACGCGGGAGAAAGCGGACGUGGGACACUUUCUUAGCGUCCCACAUCGUGUCAAAAAAGCGAGUCAAGGAUUCACCGGAGAGCAAGAAAAGGAAAAGGGAUGAUUCUGAGGCUGAAGGAAAACCCGGGAGAAAGCGAACGUGGGACACUUUUGUAGCCUCAGGAUUAAGAAAGCAAAUCAAUUCCUCACCGGAGAGGAAGAAAAGGAAGCGUGAUGAUUCUGAAGAAGCGGAGAGAAAACCCGGGAGAAAGCGAACGUGGGACACUUUUGUAGCCUCAGGAUUAAGAAAGCAAAUCAAUUCCUCACCGGAGAGGAAGAAAAGGAAGCGUGAUGAUUCUGAAGAAGCGGAGAGAAAACCCGGGAGAAAGCGAACGUGGGACACUUUUGUAGCCUCAGGAUUAAGAAAGCAAAUCAAUUCCUCACCGGAGAGGAAGAAAAGGAAGCGUGAUGAUUCUGAAGAAGCGGAGAGAAAACCCGGGAGAAAGCGAACGUGGGACACUUUUGUAGCCUCAGGAUUAAGAAAGCAAAUCAAUUCCUCACCGGAGAGGAAGAAAAGGAAGCGUGAUGAUUCUGAAGAAGCGGAGAGAAAACCCGGGAGAAAGCGAACGUGGGACACUUUUGUAGCCUCAGGAUUAAGAAAGCAAAUCAAUUCCUCACCGGAGAGGAAGAAAAGGAAGCGUGAUGAUUCUGAAGAAGCGGAGAGAAAACCCGGGAGAAAGCGAACGUGGGACACUUUUGUAGCCUCAGGAUUAAGAAAGCAAAUCAAUUCCUCACCGGAGAGGAAGAAAAGGAAGCGUGAUGAUUCUGAAGAAGCGGAGAGAAAACCCGGGAGAAAGCGAACGUGGGACACUUUUGUAGCCUCAGGAUUAAGAAAGCAAAUCAAUUCCUCACCGGAGAGGAAGAAAAGGAAGCGUGAUGAUUCUGAAGAAGCGGAGAGAAAACCCGGGAGAAAGUGGACGUGGGACACUUUUGUAGCCUCAGGAUUAAGAAAGCAAAUCAAUUCCUCACCGGAGAGGAAGAAAAGGAAGCGUGAUGAUUCUGAAGAAGCGGAGAGAAAACCCGGGAGAAAGUGGACGUGGGACACUUUUGUAGCCUCACACAUCGAGUUAAAAAAUGAACGCAGUGGCUCUCCGGAGAGGAAGAUGAGGAAGACGAGCCUGGAAGAGGAGGAGGCAAACACACAAGGCUCGUCUCUGAGCACCAGGAAGAGAAAGCGACACCCUGGGGAUCCUCCAGAGGGGGAGGAGGAGCCCAGGUGUGUCAAGAGAAGGAGAUAUUAA
Molecule: messenger RNA, 1905 nt
Organism: Trematomus bernacchii (emerald rockcod)
Lineage: Eukaryota; Metazoa; Chordata; Actinopteri; Perciformes; Nototheniidae
Product: splicing regulatory glutamine/lysine-rich protein 1-like
Exons: 16
Coding region: 178-1905 (575 amino acids)
Source: RefSeq, a predicted model, not a curated record